CAAAGCGCGAAGACGUCGUUUGUUGUUUAUUUUCGAGCUGCUCUUUUUUUUGUCUUGCCUUGGCUCUUUGUUUAUUUUUUUGUUUGGGGCUUCAAGUCGCGUUCGAGCACCGUUUAUUUUUACUGCCUUUUCGUUGAGGGCUUGUGAUUGAAAUUCUGUCGGCAGUACCAUCGUGGGGUUCAAAGAAGUGAAAAGCAAUCGAGGAAGCAACUCUAAAAAUUCACAUAAUUGGAGUUAGCGAUUCCGAAACGCUUCGAAUGAGUUUGGAACGCCUUGAAAAAAACGUCAAGCAGGCCAGGCAAUUGCCAUAUGCAGCUAAGCAAUUGUGGAUCGAAUUCAACUUAAGUCAAUUGUGCCACAACCGAGCCACCUGAGUGUUUUCCCGAAGGUCGACCGCAUCUUUACAGGCUUUCUACUCUGCGUCACUGGCUCAAGAAUGUGUUAAUUCGGUGAUUCGACAACAACAACCGCGACUUCAGCCUAUACAGCGACAACAACAGUUUUGCCGCCUGACGACAUAAGAUUUGCAUAAAAAAGUAAACAAACGCGGUUCAUAAAAACGAGAAAUAAAAGCUAAAGAUAAAAUCAAAACAAAAUCAGUUCCAUAUAUUGAAAUCCGAAAAGUUAAACAUCACUUAUUAACUAUUGGAUUUAGUGAACAUAAAUUAUGUAAAAAUAAAACAAAGUAAUUAAUGAGCCAUAUAAUCAUGACAAAAACGAAGUAAUACCGCUUAAAAAAUUCAUUGUUUUGUGUCUAGUACAUCUGUAUUACAUAUUUUUUUAAUAUUUUGAAUGUUAUCAAAGCUCUCUAUGCCGACAUAACCAAAAAUAUAGAUUAGAUUGUUGGUUUUAACGACCUUUUUGAAUUAAUGAGGUCUAGUUGGGUUUCUUUAGCUUGUUUCCCUGAAGAUCUCCUCCAGAGAAGAUUGAAAUAUAUUGGGAACAAGCAAAAAUAAAGCACUCAGACCUCAAGCCAGCUUAACCAACUGAUAAGUGAAUCUUUAAGAACUAAAACCUCAUACUUAUGACCAUUUUUGUUGUAUUUCUCCCUGUAAAGCGAAACGGAAAAAAACAAAGUAAUGGGAGUACGACCGCAUCGUAAGCGUAUGGAGCUGAUCUUGAUGGUUCUGAUCGGGAUGGCAUGGGGUGUUCUUCUGUCGGCGUUGAUGAAACGGGAUCGCUGGCAGUAUCGCGGGGAUCAGCUGAAGGAGGAAAGCAGUCCCUUUCCAAGCAGUCACAGGAGCUUCCGUAGUCCCGCCAUCACAACAACUCAUCCGCAUCCGGAUAUCCUGCCCGCCCAUCUCUUCAACGAAACACGAAUUCUGUGCAUGGUAAUGACCAGUCCCAAAACCCACCAAAGUCGCGCCAUCCACAUCCAACGUACCUGGGGAACGCGCUGCAACAAGCUGAUCUUCAUGAGCACCAAGGCGGAUAAGCAACUGGGUUCCGUUGUCCUCAAUGUGAGGGAGGGCUAUUCGAACUCAUGGCAUAAGACGCGUGCAUCGUUGGAAUAUGUCUAUAAACAUCAUUUUCAUAAGUACGACUGGUUCCUAAAGGCAGAUGAUGAUACCUAUGUCAUAAUGGAAAAUCUACGUGCCUUUCUAUAUGCCUACAGUCCGAAGACCCCAGUGCUAUUUGGAGAUAAGUUUCAAACGCAUGUCAAAGAGGGCUACACUUCUGGAGGAUCUGAUUAUGUCCUGAGCAAAAUGGCCCUACAUCGUCUGAUAAAUCAGGGCUUUAGCAACAGCAGUAUCUGUACCAACCGGAAUUACGGCUACGAGGACGUGGAACUAGGACGAUGUUUAACAGCGGUGGGCGUAGAGACUGGAGAUUCCAGGGAUGAAGACGGAUUGAGCAGAUUUAUCCCCAUCUCACCGCUGCACUGGUACUCGCAGGCGCUGCUCUACAAUACGACCCCAGAUAACACCAACGAUUGUUGCUCCAGCACGGCCAUCUCAUUUCACUUUAACAACGCCCUGGAGUUUUACAUGCUGGACUACGUAGUCUACAAACUAAGAACAUUUGGCAUAACUAAUGUUCAAGAUCUUUUGCCAUCUAAAAAAUCCAUUUUGGGUACUAAGCAAUCUUGGAGCGCUUUUCAUACCAAAAAAAUUGAACUUCACAAAAACGCUCUCAACAAAAUGUUAUCCGAAAAAAACGACACAAAGCCAAAAGCCGAAACUAAGCCAAAGCCCAAAUCAUAAUCUUUCUAGCACCAAAAUAGUUUAAUAUUGACUGCAAUAGAAAAUGCCAAAGAG
Drosophila suzukii is the source of this 2258-nucleotide messenger RNA. Lineage: Eukaryota; Metazoa; Arthropoda; Insecta; Diptera; Drosophilidae. The record is from RefSeq and is a predicted model, not a curated record.